Messenger RNA from Paramecium octaurelia, 297 nucleotides. The record is from the annotation of a GenBank genome assembly. NCBI's taxonomy places the organism in Eukaryota, Ciliophora, Oligohymenophorea, Peniculida, Parameciidae.
AUGGUUAGUAAUAAUAAUAAAAAUCAAAAAAUUGGAAAAUGGACUAUAAUAUUAUUUUGCUGGUAAAUAAAACAAAGGAAAGAGAGUUGGAAAGUGGGCUUAUUUUAUCAUAACAAUUUGAAAAAAUAAUAAAUAAAUUUCUUUUUCAAAGGAAGAGGAUAUUACGAUAAGAAUGGAAUGAAAUAAGGAAAAUGGAUUGAAAUUUUAGAUGGUUUUACUUUCUUUUUAAGGACCUUAAAUACUGAGGAAUUAAAAAUCUUGAAUAUUGGGGAAUACAAAAAUGGAAGAAAAAUUUGA